Exophiala dermatitidis NIH/UT8656 is the source of this 3720-nucleotide messenger RNA. RefSeq names its product Ras p21 protein activator 1. Lineage: Eukaryota; Fungi; Ascomycota; Eurotiomycetes; Chaetothyriales; Herpotrichiellaceae. The transcript is spliced from 2 exons. Gene Ontology annotation, biological process: regulation of GTPase activity. The record is from RefSeq and is a predicted model, not a curated record. Bases 1 to 3720 code for a protein of 1239 amino acids.
AUGGAUGAGAGCAAUAACUUCAAUGCCCACGUCAGGUCAAGAGCACCACACAUCCAACGGAGGUCAAGCCGGCAUGAUUCGUCCCAGGACAGGCAUGGCAGGGUGUUCACGGAACAGGAUCAUGGGACGAUCCGUGCAGUGACCCCAGAUUCCGGGUCGUACACCACAUUUCGCGACACCUCCGUCGACGCUCCCCAGGUCCGAUCCCGGGGAUUGUCGUCAUCUCAACACCGAAACUCUCAGCAGAGACGGGAGGCCUCCGCCUCCCUGUCGAAUACGGAUGAGGAAAGUACCAUUGAGAGGAGGAGACGAAGGGCUCAGACUAGGAUAGGCACCAAGGACGAGAUUCCGCCGGACGCCUCCCCAGGCUCGUUCAUCUCCAAAACGCGCAAGCGGCUUGGAUCCAUAACGACUGGGCCUACACUAGCCCAACGUGCUGGUGAUAGCUAUGAGUCUAUCGGCUUCCCUUCUGUGAUCCAGAGUUCGGAACUCUCGCCGCAGACGGAUUCUCGAAAUCCCCCGAGGACCCCGCGCCGGCCAUUCACCCCUGAUGAUAUGUUGUCGGGAAGUGCUGCUAGUAUCAAAUCUCCGAGGCUAUUGGACAUUGACUCCGGCAGAAUCUUGCAAUUGAUGAAAACCACCUGUGGUCGGAUGCAUGGGAUACUGUUCUUCAGACCGUUGCAUACCACGGCCUGGGCAUCUGGCUAUUGUGCCAUUAAUGUUGCGCCGGGGAGCCUUGUGUGCCAAACAAAAGGAGAGGUUACACAGUCCAGAACCUUGAUUGCGGAUUUGAGGGGUUGCACAGUCAGGACUCAUUAUGACCAAGAAACCCAAAGCACCUAUCUCAGCGUGUUGGUUGCUUCGUCCGGGACGGGCUAUCAAUUACGACCUCCAGUGCCAGAAACAUUUGAUUCCUGGCUUGCAGCUUUGCUAUGUUGGCAGCCAUUGCGGCCGAAGGGAUCACACAACAAGAUGACGAAACCUCAACCCAUCAGCAUGAUUGAGAAAAAGCCUGUAUCCCAGAGGCGAGUAUCCGAUGUGAUCAGUCCCAAAAGCACGGCCAUCGUCAAGGCGGGCAAGAUGUUGCUUUGGGAUGGUCCCUUUCCCUCAGGCUCGCAACUUGCCUCUUUCACGGACGACAAUGGUACAACUGCCGCACCCUACUACCGUUGGCGGAGAGUAAAUUGUACCCUACAUGAAAAUGGGACUUUGCGGCUCUUUAGCGACGUCGACACCCGAGUACUCUAUACAACUCAUCUAGCAGAGCUCUCGCGUUAUGCCAUCCAACGGUUGGACGAGAGCGUGCUCCGGAUGCCCCUUUGCAUUGCGAUAUAUCCACAGUAUCGCAUCCACAAUGCAUCUGCAACGAAUGCAAGACCUAUGGUCUUGUGUCUCGAAACCAAAGUUGCCUAUGAAGCAUGGUUUGUGCUCUUGCAGGCGCUCACUGUUCCGGAGCUGUAUGGACCUGAGCGACCAUUCUCGGAUGCUUCGAAAAUGCCAGAAAAUGAUGUUCGGCAACAAGCUCAACCAACCGAGGGCAUGUUCCGAAUAGAACGUUCACUGUCAGUCAAGAUUACAGAAGCCAAAUUCAAUAAUCGGUUGGCACCUAGCGAUUCAUAUGACUUCCACAAGCCCAGGUCCAACUCUGUUAACAGAAACCAAGGCAGAGAACGCGUCUAUGCCGAAGUCUUGCUCGGCAAGGACCUGCGUGCCCGCACAGCUACCAAAUCGAGUACAGGUUCGGCAUUUUGGGCGGAAGAAUUUAAUAUAGAGGAUAUUCCUGCCGCUCUGUCGAAGAUCACAAUCGCAGUUAAGCUUGAAAGCCCGGCGGAGAAAGAAUGGACAGCCGUCUCUGAAGGAUUCAAUGAGAUUUCUGCCGAUGCCGGGUAUCUUUCUGGCCUCAAUGGACUGGAGAUAUCAUCUCAUGAUCCAGUGUUCGGUAGGCUCGAUGUGUCAAUAGACGAGCUGGAACACAAGGGCACGCUCGAGAGAUGGUGGCCUUUACUGGACAACAACGAUCACUCUGUCGGCACGCUUUUGUUACGGCUGAGUCUUCGAGAGACUGUGGUCUUGAUCGAAAAGGAAUACACAGAGCUUUCCUCACUUCUACAGCAAUUUUCGAACGGCUUGACUACCCAGAUCGCUCAGAUACUAGGCCCAGAUCUUCGUCAAUUGUCUGAUAUCUUAUUAGACAUUUUCCAGGCUUCUGACUCCGCUAAUGAAUGGAUCAGCAGCCUCAUUGAGGAGGAGAUCGACGGUAUUUACAGGGAUGGGCCUCCAUCGCGCAUGAGAUUCAGUGGUCGCAUCCAUUCGAACGACUCCUUUGAAUCCGCCGAGCAAAGGGAGCUUCUGGUGCGAGAUCUCAGUAGAUCGGCGACUAUGGAGGCAAACCUACUGUUCCGCGGCAAUUCCCUGGCGACGAAGGCGCUCGAUGCUCAUAUGCGCCGUCUCGGGAAGGGUUAUUUGGAGGAGGUGUUAGGAGAGAAACUUCGAACGAUCAUUGAGCGCAAUCCGGAUUGUGAGGUCGAUCCGAACAGAGUUGCGUCGAACGAACAGCUCGAGAAGAAUUGGGCAAACCUACUAUUUCUGACAAAAACUGUGUGGAGGUCGAUAUCGGAUUCGGCAUCUCGUUGUCCCAUGGAUUUGAGAGUUAUAUUCCGCCUUGUACGGUCCGUUGCUGAGGAUCGGUAUGGAUCUUUUAUACGGACGGUCAAGUACACUAGCGUAUCUGGUUUUCUUUUCCUACGGUUUUUCUGUCCGGCUAUUCUCAACCCCAAACUCUUUGGCCUCAUACAAGAUCACCCACCGGACCGCACCAAGCGGACCUUCACUUUGAUCGCAAAAUCUUUGAAUGUCCUUGCCAACGUGGCACGGUUUGGUACUAAAGAGCCUUGGAUGGAGCCGAUGAACAAGUUUUUGGCGUCAUCCACGAACGAAUUCAAGGCCUUUAUCGACGAAAUCUGCGCUGUCAGUUCCACCCCAGUUGUGACCGCGAGCCUUGAGCCUCAAUUUGCCGCUCCAAAUCAGAUUCGGAACCGACUCCCCGAAGUAUCUAAAGAAGGACUGCCAAGUUUGCCGUUCCUACUUGACAAUGCUAAGCUUCUGGCUCAACUCGUUGGUCUUUGGAUGGACCAUGCUCCAGAGAAUAUCCGUGAGGUAACCGAUGACGAGGCUGUGCUUGCUUUUCAUGCCCUUUGCGUCAAAUUGAGCCAAAAGAGCAAGGAAUGCCUCAAAGCCGCCGAGCAAGCCGAGCGACCAGACGAAAAAUCCGAGUCUACAUGGCAACAGAUGCUCACCGACCAGCAGGGAGCCAUGACGGCCAAUCCGUUUGGUGGACAACCGAUGGAACCUCAAGUCGAUCACGAAAUAACUGCCUUGCCACAAACGGCCAGGCCAUUGACGGAGACAGAACUUGUAGCGGCAGAAACAUCACCGGUACUUGCCGAGCCAGACAGUACACCCUCUAGUUCAGCAUCUGUUGCUUGGGACAGACGGAUCCCCUUUCCCCACCGGGCAGCAGAAGCUCGAGCGUGGACGGAAUCGACCAAUUCCUCAUCGGCUUCCGUCGAUAUGGUCGAAGACGGGCGGUCGAGGCCUCUGCCGAACAGCCGUGAUGGCUCAGCGAAAAGUCGGCUGUUCGAGCUCAUGACUUCGUCUACACGAAGGAAAGGAAAGACUGGAGAGCGACAUCAUCCGGAUGACGAUGCAAAUGAAUUUUGA